GCAGCAGCAGCAGCAGCCUCUCCGCUCCUCGCCCCUGCCUGCCUGCCUGCCUGCCUGCGACAGCACAGCAGUGGUGUGGUCGCUCUGAACGCACACUAACGGAAGGAAAAAGCACUCCACACGUAGUGAAGGCCUCUGCCACUCUGAAAGCUCUGUUUCAGUCACAGCGACGACGGACAUAUACACACACACAAAUAUAUAUAUAUAUUUUCUAAUCUCAGUCGCUCUUUUUUUUAUUUGGUAGCGUUGUAAAAGGCCAGUCAUCAUAAUGGCGACAGCUGCGGUGUCUGCCCCUGCUGGCUGCGGCCCCAGCCCCGGGUCGGGAACGGAGCUGGUCCGCGGGCAGGCCUUCGACGUCGGGCCUCGGUACAGCAACCUCUCCUACAUCGGGGAAGGAGCCUACGGGAUGGUGUGCUCUGCCUAUGACCGGGACAACAAGAUACGUGUGGCUAUUAAGAAGAUCAGCCCAUUUGAGCACCAGACAUACUGCCAACGUACCCUGAGAGAGAUCAAAAUCCUUCUGCGCUUCAAACAUGAGAACAUCAUCGGAAUAAACGACAUCAUCCGCACACCAACCAUUGACCAGAUGAAAGAUGUAUAUAUUGUGCAGGAUCUCAUGGAGACAGACCUGUACAAGCUCCUGAAGACUCAACACCUGAGCAACGACCACAUCUGCUACUUCCUCUACCAGAUCCUACGAGGGCUCAAGUACAUCCACUCUGCCAACGUCCUGCAUCGUGACCUGAAGCCUUCCAACCUCCUGCUUAACACCACCUGUGAUCUCAAGAUCUGUGAUUUUGGUUUGGCUCGUGUGGCCGAUCCUGACCACGAUCACACCGGUUUCCUAACGGAGUAUGUAGCCACUCGUUGGUACCGAGCACCUGAGAUCAUGCUCAACUCCAAGGGCUAUACCAAGUCCAUAGACAUCUGGUCAGUGGGUUGCAUCCUGGCUGAGAUGUUGUCCAACAGACCAAUUUUUCCAGGGAAGCACUACUUGGAUCAGCUUAACCACAUAUUGGGGAUCCUCGGUUCCCCCUCUCAGGAGGAUCUCAACUGCAUCAUCAAUGUCAAGGCCAGGAACUAUCUUUUGUCGCUGCCUUUGCGCUGCAAAGUGCCAUGGAACCGCCUUUUCCCCAACGCUGAUCCCAAAGCUCUGGACCUGUUGGACAAGAUGUUGACCUUUAACCCUCACAAGAGGAUCGAGGUGGAGGAGGCUCUGGCGCACCCCUACCUGGAGCAAUAUUACGACCCCACAGAUGAGCCUGUUGCUGAGGCCCCAUUCAAGUUUGACAUGGAGCUGGAUGACCUACCCAAAGAGACACUGAAGGAGCUCAUCUUUGAUGAAACUGCACGUUUCCAGCGUGCCUUUAGGUCUUAACAUCUCACAUAGAUGACUCUGUGAACUGGCUUCUGCGUUGCCACUGCUCCUACCCGCCUCCACACUGUUGCUGUGAUGGUUUUUUUAUUUCUGCAUUUUAUUUUCCUCUCCUGUUGUCCACAUCACCUGGAUUCCUUGGGUCUCACUCGUCAAGUCCACUUUGCUCAGGAAUGGCAUCAGGAAUCAAUCAAUCAGUAAAUCAGUCAAUCAAUCAUUAUUUCUCUUUAUCAUUUCUCUCUCUCUCUCUCUCUCGCUCUUUCGCUCUCUCUUGCUCUCUCUGAGGUGAGGGAAGGUCAGGGGGUCACGUCACAGCUUACAGUUUGGGGGUGAUUUUUUAUUUUUUUUUUUUAAGCCAAGA
Molecule: messenger RNA, 1736 nt
Organism: Acanthopagrus latus (yellowfin seabream)
Lineage: Eukaryota; Metazoa; Chordata; Actinopteri; Spariformes; Sparidae
Gene: mapk1
Product: mitogen-activated protein kinase 1
Exons: 9
Coding region: 269-1378 (369 amino acids)
Biological process (GO): intracellular signal transduction; protein phosphorylation
Cellular component (GO): cytoplasm; nucleus
Molecular function (GO): ATP binding; MAP kinase activity
Source: RefSeq, a predicted model, not a curated record